Messenger RNA from Paramecium sonneborni, 1960 nucleotides. The record is from the annotation of a GenBank genome assembly. NCBI's taxonomy places the organism in Eukaryota, Ciliophora, Oligohymenophorea, Peniculida, Parameciidae.
AAAAAAGUAAAUUUAAAAUGUUAAUUGAAUAAGGAGAACCUAAGAUUAUAGUAGCUGUUCGUAAGAGACCAUUGAAUAAGAAGGAGAUGAAUAAGGGGGAUGUUGAUAUAGUGGAUGUUUAAAAUUAAUAAAGUUAAGUUAUAGUGAAAGAAUAGAGGUAUUGAUUAUUUGAUGAUGAAUUUAGAAUGAAAGUAGAUUUAACAAAAUACAUAGAGGAGCAUUAAUUUAAUUUUGAUGCUGCAUUUGAUGAAAACACAACAAAUGAACAAUUAUAUUUACAAAUAGUGAGACCAAUAGUUGAAGCAGCAUUUAAUAAGGCAAAAGUGACAUGUUUUGCAUAUGGAUAAACAGGAUCUGGUAAGACAUAUACAAUGCUUGGAGAUUAUUAAGAGAGAGUACCUGGUUUAUAUUUAUUGGCAGCAUAUGACAUUUUUUGUUUAUUAAACAAUGAAUGUUAUGGACAUUUGUAAAUAUCUAUAUCUUUCUAUGAAAUAUAUUGUGGAAAAUUGUUUGAUUUAUUAAAUGAACGUACAUUAUUGCAUGCAAGAGAGGAUGCAAAAGGAAAUGUGAAUGUAGUAGGUUUAUAAGAGAGAAAAGUAUAAUCUGUAGAAUAAUUGAUGAAAGUAAUAGAAUAAGGUAGUGCUUCAAGAAUUACAGCAUCAAAUUCAUCUAAUAAUGAUUCAUCUAGAUCGCAUGCUAUUUUAUAGAUAACAUUAAAAGAUGGUAAUAAAUGUCAUGGCAAAUUAUCAUUUAUUGAUUUAGCAGGUAGUGAAAGAGGUGCAGAUGUAAGUGAUACAAAUAAAUAAACUAGAUUUGAUGGAGCUGAAAUUAAUAAAUCAUUAUUAGCAUUAAAAGAAUGUAUAAGAGCAUUAGAUUUAAAUAAAAAUCAUACUCCAUUUAGAGGAUCUAAAUUAACAUUAGUAUUAAAGGAUUCUUUUGUUGGUAAUUGUAAAACUGUUAUGAUUGGUAAUUUCUCACCUUCUAAUUCAUCAUCUGAACAUACUUUAAAUACAUUAAGAUAUGCAGAUAGAGUUAAAGAAUUAAAAAAACCUAAUGAUAAAGAUUUAAAAGAUUAAGUUACCUCUUUAGAUAAACUUGCUAGAGAAUUAAUGUUACCAAGAUAAUAAUAAUAACCAUCAUUAAAAAAGUAAGUUUAAGUUUAAUAAUCUUUUAAUCCAUUUAAGAAUAAUCCAUUAUAAAAUUAUUAGAAUUAAAAUUUAUUUUAAUAAUAACAAUAAUAAUAACAAUAACCCUAAUUUUUAAAUCUUCAAAAUUCUAUACCAGGAAUGUUGAUCCCAUAAUCAUAAUAAUCAAAUUAAUAUUCAUUUUAAAAUUAUAUAUAACCUCCUCCACCUCAACCUUAACCAAUGAUUCCUUUAUAAUAAUAAUAACAACCAUAAUUUAAAAUUAGCGAAACUAAGAUUAAAAAUUCAUCUUAAAAGCCAAUUCCAAAUGAGCCUCGUCCUUAUAUGAAUGAGAAUUUAUUUCCAGGACCAAUUGAACGUAAAUCAAGUAUGAGUACUAAAUUGAUUUGUAGAAGUUAAUUAAUCGAUGGAAGAAGAUUUAAUGAAAAUUGGAUAAAAACAUGAAUAGUUAAUAAGUGUAAUUUUAGAGGAAGAAGAAAAUUUAAUAUCAAAUCAUCGAUCCCAUAUAGAUUAGAUGGUUGAAUUAGUUAAAUAAGUAACAUUUUAAUUGAAUGUAGGAAAUGAUGUUAUUACACAAUAUUGAUAAACCUGGUUCUGAUGUAGAUGAAUAUGUUAAAGGAUUAGAUUAAAUAUUAUUAACAAAAAUGGAGGAAAUUUAAACGUAAAUAUAUAUAUAUAUAAUUUAUAGUUUAUAAUUGUAAUUGUAAACAUUCAGAUCACAUUUAUCAGAAGAAGAAACUCUAUAAAAACAAUUUUAUUAACAUAGAUAAUAAAUGACAUAACAAGAAUCAGAUGGUUCUGAUAUUUUUAAAUGA